GGAGGGGGUGCCCCUGCCUCCCCUAGGCAGGGCCCUUUCCCCUGGCAACCCGUGGGCAGGGCGGCGCCAGGAGUCUCGGUGCCUGUGGACAGAGCCGGAGCCGGGCUUGGAGGCCGCUGGGGCCCGGAGCCAGCAGCGAGCGCAGAGCGUCUCCGCCGCAGAGCCGUGGCCAAGCUGAGACCCCCGGGACAUGGACCGCGUGACCAGAUACCCCAUCUUCAGCAUCCCUCACUCGCCCCGCCUGGCUGGCCUGGCCCCCGAUGAAGACGCCAGCUACACGUUUGAGGUGCUGGAUGUGGGGCCCGAGGCCAGUGGCUGGGGCCAGGACAGGCCACCGGCGUGGCCCGCUGACCGAGAGGCCCAGCCGAGCGUGGCCAGGACUGGGGCGUCCCUCCCGGGCCGGCCGUCGCAGUGGACGCUCUCCAGGAAGGCUGACGGCGAGGAGGAGGUGACGGCCUUCCGCCGGGACGCAAGGGACGCUCAGGCUCGACGGCCGCGGGACCUGGAGCGGGAGCGCCGGGCGGUCAUCCAGGACCAGGCCCUCCGGAAGAGCAGCACGGUGGCCACGCUCCAUGGCGCCCCCGGCCCGCGGGACCCCCGGGACCCCAGCCAAGCCCCGUCGGGGCCCCCGGAGGAUGACGCGGUGGACAGGGAGCAGAUCGACUUCCUGGCAGCCAGGCAGCAGUUCCUGAGUCUGGAGCAGGCCAGUGCGGGGGGCGCGCUCCACCCUCCGACCCGGGCGGCCCCCGCACGAGCCCCCCCGGGGGCCAGCCAGGCCCCCCGGCCCCCUAGCGGGCUGUUCCUGGCCAACGGGUACGGGGUCCCGCCGAAGCCCCAGGAGAGGGAGGUGGUCCUGGAAGAGAAGAUCAAGAGCGGCCCGCCUGCUGCCUCUGGCGCCCGGGCUGCGGGUGACCCCGGCUCCCCAGACCAAGGGGGGGCCCCAGAGCUCCCCACGGAGACCCCCAUCGAGCGGGAGAUCCGGCUGGCCCAGGAGCGGGAAGCGGACCUGCGGGAGCGUAGGGGGCUGCGGCAGGCCCACGCCCAGCAGGAGCUGGUGCAGGUCCCCAGCCGGCCGCUGCUGACCAGGGUGGGCCUCCUCCCCGCCCCCCGGCGCGAGCGAGGGCGCCCGUCCCUCUACGUGCAGCGGGACUUGGCGCAGGAGACGCAGCGGGAGGAGGCCCACCGGCAGGGGCUGCAGAGCAGGCGGAGCGCGGCCUCCCCGGGGGCGCAGCUGGGGCUCCGGAGAGCCCGCAGCUCAGACUCCGUCCUGGAUGCGCCCGGGAAGGUGAGCCGCGCCCCGCCGGAGCCCUCCCCGCCCUACCUGCGCCCCGGGAGCCCCCCGCCCGCGUCCCCGGCCUCCUCGCAGGCGCCAGGCCCGACCCGUGGGGCGCCGGCGGGGGAGGCCGCGCGCGCCCGGACGCCUCUCUCGGGACCCUCCGGAGAGCACUGGGGCGCGAGGCAGAGGAGCAGCAGGCCCCCCUCGGGGCCCCCGCGCGCCCACGGGGCCGUCAUCCCCUGGGAGUACUUCCACCUGAGUCCCCUGCGGUUCCGGGUUCCCGACGCGUCCCCGCUGGAGGCCGCCCCCGCCCGAGGCUGGGACCGGGGCGCCACGCUGGCGUCGAGGCUGCAGAGGUCCGGGUCGUCGGAGCUGCUGGACAGGGAGGUGGAGAGCGUCCUGCGGCGCGAGCGGGAGGUGGCGGCCGAGCGGCGGAGCGCGCUGUUCCCGGAGGUCUUCUCCCCGCCGGCCGAGGAUGAGGACCGGGAGCCGGGCUCCAGGAGCUCCUCCGCGGCCUCGGGCGUCACCGGCCGCUACUCCGUGUCCGAGGCCCACUUCUUCAGCCCCGUCCAGCUGCACUCCGGCCUCGUGUGGACGGCGGAAGGCCCUGCCCAGGCUGCUCCUGGGCAGAGGAAGAAGGAGCAGCGGUACGCCAGCAUCAACUCCCUAGACCGCAUCGACUCGGAGGUCCUGGAAGCCACGCGGGUGACCCACCACAAGAACGCCAUGGCACAGCGCUGGGAAGCGGGCAUCUUCAGCAAGGACUGAGCCGGCGGGUGGGGCGCCGUCACCCCCGCCCUGCGGCGCCGCAGGAGCGGAGACGGUGGCCGGUCCCCCCUGCCCCGUGGGAAGGAGGCCCCGUGAGACUCCAGGACCCGACGACCCGGGUCCGGGCGCCGCUCCGGGGGCAGAUGCGCGUUCGGGUGGGAGGGGGUUCUCUUCUGUUUUCAUCUUCCUGGAGACGUUGUUCUGCUUUCUGUGGCUAAAACUGGGGACAAACGAGACCCGUGUCGAUUCUGCUUCUAAGGCUCUGCCCAAACUCUCAGGUCAGAGAGGGAGGAGGCAGGUCCCCGCGCCCCCGCCCUGGGACAGGACGCCCCUGCUGG
Messenger RNA from Nyctereutes procyonoides (raccoon dog), 2382 nucleotides. It is a transcript of the gene MISP, whose product is annotated as mitotic spindle positioning. The transcript is spliced from 5 exons. NCBI's taxonomy places the organism in Eukaryota, Metazoa, Chordata, Mammalia, Carnivora, Canidae. The coding region runs from base 191 to 2044 and encodes 617 amino acids. The record is from RefSeq and is a predicted model, not a curated record.